Odontomachus brunneus is the source of this 3954-nucleotide messenger RNA. RefSeq lists its product as uncharacterized. The transcript has 9 exons. Bases 2517 to 3164 code for a protein of 215 amino acids. Lineage: Eukaryota; Metazoa; Arthropoda; Insecta; Hymenoptera; Formicidae. The record is from RefSeq and is a predicted model, not a curated record.
CACUGUACAUCUAUAAUAUUUUAUAUAUCUCGAUUAUUACACUCUAUUUUUAUACUUAUUGCAGUUUAUACAGGAGGUUAAACGUGGUGAAUAGGAUAUGGGCGACAGCGAACAGCGUUAUAACGCUACUUUGAACUAUGCUGAAGUGGGGAUAAAACGCUAGCUUUUAUUCGCUCCAUGAAAAGGAUACAGGUGAUAGCGAACAGCUUUUAAACGCUGCUUUGAACAACGAUGGAGUGGGGUGAAACGCCAGCUUUUAUUCGCUGCGUGAAAUCGCACCUUUAGAAGCUGCUUGGAACCAAUCUGGAGAGAGAGAGAGAGAGAGAGAGAGAGAGAGAGAGAGAGAGAGAACGCACUCUUGAGAACGUCAGAGUUUUAACAAAAUUGAGUGAUAGUUUUCGUAUUUAUAAAAGAGGUGAGUACCAGUUUACAAUAUAUAUGAUGGAAUGAUACAGUUAUCUCAAAGAAAUCAAGACUGUAAAGCUAGUGGCACAUGGAAAAACGUAAGCAGUAAGACAUAAGAAUAUUUACUACAGAAGAGAAAAGUAGUUUUCCAUCAUUACUAAUUCUUUUAUUGGACAUGAUCAUGCCGAAGAGAUCUCAAGCUGGGUUUUAUAAAAAAAAUAAGCACAGAAUUUAAUAAAAAUUUAUCUUUAAUCUCUAAAGAAUUUAUAAGUGAAAAAAAAACGAUGCUAUAAAGAAAGAUAUUACUGAAACUAUGCUACUAUCAAAAUCUGAUGAUAUUAUUAAAGAAAAUUUGAACACAGAUGUACGAAAGGAUGAUUUAUAUGUUAUAAACGAUAUAAGCAAUUUAUGGAAUAAACAAUUAGACGAUAAAAAAGAUACUGCUUCAAUGUCAGGUUCAUCUUUUAUAAGUAAUUUAAAAAAUUGGGCAUUGAAACAUAAAAUUAGUAACUCAGCUUUCUCUGAUCUUCUAAAAUUAUUAAACACAAGUUACGUUAAACCAAAGGACUUUAGAUGCAAGAACUCUUUUACAUACUCCUAGAACUCUAGAAAUUCAAAAAAUGGAGCCAGGAACAUAUUAUCAUUUCGGUCUUUCUGAGGUGAUACAAAAAUUGUGCAAAGAUGACAGUUCAGACACAAUUGAAGUAUUAAUAAAUAUUGAUGGUCUACCUUUGAGUAAAAGUUCAUAUAUCUAAUAUUAUGUAGUUUAUAUUCAAAUCCUACAAAAGUAGCUGCUAUAGGAAUCUAUCAUGGCUAUGAAAAGCCAGCAAAUAUCAAUGAAUUUUUACUACAAUUUGUCAAUGAAGCAAUAGUUCUAACAGUAAAUGGCAUUAAUAUUAAUGGAAAUAUAAAACAAUUUAAAAUAAAAGGAUUAAUAUGUGAUGCUCCUGCUAAAGCUCUUAUUUGUUAUAUAAAAGGUCAUACAGGUUUUUAUUCUUGUACAAAAUGUUUCCAAAAAGGAACAUCUUAAAAGGGCGAACUUGUUUUCCUAAAAUUAAUUGUAAAAAAAGGACAGGUCAGAAUUUUCAAAAUAAAUGCCAGAUUCAACAUCAUUCUGGUAUUUCUGUUAUAGAGAGAAUUCCAGGAAUAGAUAUGGUUUCUCAUGUGCCAUUGGAAUAUAUGCACCUCAUUUGUUUAGGUUUCAUGAAAAAAUUGUUGAUGAUGUGGAUUUUUGGAAAACCACAUAUGAAAUUUAAAUCUGAACAAGUUAAUAAAAUUACUAUCAAUUACUAUCAAUAGUUAAAUAUACACUAAAAGAAUUUGCUCGAAAGCGACGUUCUUUAAAUGAAAUUAAGAGAUGGAAAGCAACGGAAAUGAGAUUCUUUUUGUUAUAUGCAGGACCAGUCGUUUUAAAAGGAAACAUUGAUAUUGAUAGAUAUAUACAUUUCCUUGGCCUAUACAUUGCAGUGACAAUUUUUUCGAAUGAUGAAUAUAUCCAGAAAUAUGCAGACUAUGCGCACUCAUUACUCAAGUAUUUUGUUAAAAAUUUUAGUAAAUUAUACGGAAAAGAAAAUAUAUCUCAUGAUAUACAUGGCUUAAUCCAUGUAUAUAAUGAUAUACAAAUGUUUGGAAAUUUGAAUAAAUAUAGCGCAUUUCCAUUUGAAAAUUAUCUUCAAAGUUUAAAGAAUUUACUUAGAAAACACGAAAAACCAUUAAAAUUGUAAGACGGAUAAAAGAACAGGUAUUAGAUUCAAAAGAAGUCGAUAAAGAAAGUGUUUUAUGCGAGCGAGAAUACUUUGAAGGUCUAGUUCCUAAUCAAAAAUAUAUUCAAUUUAAAAAGCUUAUUCUUGAAAAGAUUAGUUUCAAUAUUGAAAACCUUGGAGACUCAUUUUGUUAUUUAACAAGUGGACAUGUCAUGAAGAUUGAAAAUAUUUUAGUAAGGAAAGAUACGUGUAUGGAAGAAUAUUCCUCGAAACAAGUAAUUUGUUUGACCAUCCUUGCGACUCGAGUACUUUUUACAUAUAUAUUGCAAAGAAGUUGGGUGAUUAUUGUAUGCGAAAUGUGAGAGAUAUAAAAACCAAAAUGGUCGCCUUUACUCAAGAAGAAGACUUAUGUUUCAUAUUUUAUCCACUUCUUCAUUAAAAUAUAUCAUGGCAAUGAGUUGGAGGGUAGUGCAUUUCAUUAAAGAAGACAUAGUUGAAGCUGUGCCAGCGUCCUGGGUCAAAGAAAUUAACGGGUGUUUUUGGUCACCAUACAGUGAAUUAAAAUUAAGAACAUUAAUAAAUAACUGCGCCCCACCUGCCCAUGAUUGGGAUGUUCACCAAUCAAGGCUAAUCGGAGACUUGAAUAUAGCAAGAAAUAAAGCAGCUAAAGCUGAAGAAACUUCUGAUUUAACAUCUGAAACUGAAGGACGUGCAAGGAAAAUAAAAAAGAAACGCAGAUUAAUAUCUGAGUCAGAAUCAGAUACAAAUUUCAUUACUUUCAACAUUUCAACUGAAGAAAGGGUUAUAAAUGAAGACAGCGAAUAUAGUGAUAAAGAAAAUGAAAUAAUUAAUAUUCCAAUUUUAAGGAAGGCUGCCAAAGAAAAUGCUGUAGCAUCAACGUCAAAACAUAUGGCCAAUAUUCAAGCUGAUUCAGAUAUUUUUUUAGUGCUGCGUAUAAUAACUGCAGAAGUUCCACCUACAGUUAAGCCUCAAAACGCUUCUACAGCCUAUAAAAGGCAAGUUAGCACUGAGAAUGCUAACAAUUCUUCAUUAUAAGAUGGACCAAAUGGCGGAAGAUUUACAUAAUUGUAAGAUAAAUAAUAUUAUGGAUAAAGAAGUUCCCAAUACAAUGGAAUCUUUAUUUGAUAAAUUCGACUUUCCGUUACGUUCGAUGGAAGUACUUCAUACUUUGGAAAUUUAUUUAGAAAAUGAAAAAAAGAAAAAAGAAGCUGUAAUAGAUCUUUCAAGAUUAGGAGCAGCAAAUAUGAAAAUUAUGGUUAAAAGAAUAAUGGAAAAAAUUUUUUCCAACGAUUUGGCUAUGCGAUAUUCUUGGAUAAGAUUUAAAAAGAUAGAAAAUUUUUCUACUGUAAUUAUUUCCUACUAAUCUGUAAUGAAAUUACACACAGGUGCUACAGCAUCAGAAGUUAAAACUGCCAUAAAAAUGUGGUUAGUUAAAGCAAAGGAAAGACUGACAAAACAACAGCAAGAGUGAUAUAUUGGCCGCGUUCAGUAAAACAAGUGAUCAGUAAGCGCUCAGGGAGCUCUUGUAUAUGAUUUGGCAUAUUCUUUUAGAUCUCCAACUAUACUCCAAUCAGAUGCAAGAGCUCACUGAGCGCUUACUGAUCACUUGUUCUACUGAACGCGACCAUUGUUUCCUUUUUUUAAUCUACAGUUUAUGUCUACAUAAUAUUUAGAAUAUUUUUGUUUCUCUUAUAUUUUAAUUAAUGUACAUGUAGUACCUGAAUGUUUUUGUUUCUCUGAUAUAUUAGUUUAUGUUCACAUAUUAUGUGAAUGCACUGAUUUAAUAUUACUAACUAAUGUUAUUGAAUAUAUUGAUUUAAUAUUA